ACCUCAGAGCAUUCAUACAGUGUCCAGCAGUGAACAAAGAUGUCUUCCUCUGUGACCACGGCAACAAACGGGCUGGUGGUGAUCACACAUGUCUUCCCACCGGGGUCAGGGUCUCCAAAUCAGCAGGUGGUAUACGCUGAUUCUUCUGAUUCUUCUGCCAUCCAGACGUUCAGGCGGUUCCGCCCACUGGCACUUGGGACAGUGCAGAUACUGGUGGGUGCAGUGGUUCUGCUGUUUGGGGUGGUGAUGGUGUUUUCUGGUUUAUCCCUGGGAGUUUACAGUGGAGUAUUUGUCUGGGGAGCCAUCAUUUACAUCAUAGCUGGUUCUCUGACGGUGGCAACUGGAAAAUCAUCAAAUAAAUGCCUGGUCAGCGGUGCACUGGGAAUGAAUGUGGCUGGUGCAGUGGCUUCCUUCACUGCCUUUAUUAUGUACUGUUUAGAUGCUACAGGACUAUUCAUCCAUUACUGCUACGACAGUGGUUCUUGGAAUUGGGCCUGUGACCAAUAUAUGAUUCAGUACCAAGGGGUGUCUUCAGUCCUGGCUUUUUUCGCUCUAUUACAGUUCAUCGUCUCAGUCUGUGUGGCAGCAUUCGCCUGCAGAGCAAAGUGCUGCUCCGAGCCCAAGCCACACGUCGUGAUCAAUCCGUUUGCCGAAGCCGGUACACACACAGUGGCUACACACAAUGAGACUCAAGUGAAUGCUCAAACAUGCUCAAGAAUGACCAACCUAACAGCCGCUGACGUGGACGGCGAGCCUCCCCAUUACAACAACAUCCCUGAGACAAAAAUAAGUUAUUCAUAGGAACAGUCCAGUAAGAUGCGCCUUACAUGAAUAAUUAAGUUUUUACGGUUGUUUGUAUCCCUUUAUGCUAUCCAGUUCACCAUCCCUCUUGUAUUUUGGUGGAACAAAUAUUUACUUAUUCAGUUCUCUGUGUGCGUAAUUUUUUUUUUCUUCUUCUUCCCUGUUUUCUUUAAGAAUUUUGGAUGGGUGGGGGGCUGGAACAAGGUGUUGUUGUAGUUCUCUGUUCUAAAACACACACAAAAAAAGAGAAAAUGUUGUGAAAUACUGAUCUGCUCUUUGUGUCUAACAGAUGAGUGCGAGACGCACAAAACAGGCCUGCACUGCUAUGCAUUAAAAUCUUUUUUACUGUAUCCAUGUUGAUUCAUAUAUAUAUAUAUAUAUAUAUAUAUAUAUAUAUAUAAAACACUGGUUUCCAAAAAAAAAAAAAAAAACAAGCCAACCCAAUCCCAGUGGCAGACAUUUUCUUCAAACAAUUCUGCUUUGUGAUACAUCAAUAAAAUAUGACGCCCAAACCCAUGUUCUGCAGCGUUUUUGUACAGAGAAGAAUUUUUUCAAAAAAAAAUAAAAAAAAUUUACAUUUUGAUAAAGCAGGGAUAUGGACAAGGAUACCUCUUUCAACCCCAGACUGACAUUUUUUUCCUACCUCCAUUCAA
Lampris incognitus (smalleye Pacific opah) is the source of this 1454-nucleotide messenger RNA. RefSeq names its product membrane-spanning 4-domains subfamily A member 4A-like. Gene Ontology annotation, cellular component: membrane. The transcript has 7 exons. The coding region runs from base 40 to 801 and encodes 253 amino acids. The record is from RefSeq and is a predicted model, not a curated record. Lineage: Eukaryota; Metazoa; Chordata; Actinopteri; Lampriformes; Lampridae.